CGCAUGUUCCUUCUAUUUUCAGUUUCCUUAUGUAUUGUGCUCCCCCUCAGCUUGCAAAGGAACAUGAUGGCUUCCAUUCAAUCCUUCAGUGCUAUGGCUCUUAUGUUCUACACGGUGUUCAUGUUUGUGGCCUGAGAUGGAGCCAAAUACCAAUGUGAGUUCGUUCAGGACUGCGAUUCCUCUAUCCUCCCAGAUUGUGCUGUCCUCUUUUAAACAUGGACUUUUCAGUGGGCAGUGGUGGAAGCAUGUUAGUUACAUUCGCUGGGAAGGUGUUUUUCGCUGCAUUCCAAUCUAUGGAAUGUCAUUUGCCUGCCAGUCCCAAGUUCUGCCCACGUACGACAGCCUAGAUGACCCAUCAGUUAAAAUAAUGAGUUCCAUCUUUGCUCUAUCCCUGAACGUGGUGACCACAUUCUAUAUAACGGUUGGCUUCUUUGGCUAUGUAAGCUUUACUGAAAGCAUUGCUGGGAAUGUGCUUGUGAACUUCCCUUCCAAUCUGGUGACAGAGAUGAUCAGAGUGGGCUUCAUGAUGUCUGUAGCAGUUGGUUUUCCAAUGAUGAUCCUGCCAUGUAGGCAAGCUCUGAACACACUUUUAUUUGAGCAGCAGCAAAAAGAUGGGACAUUUACUGCAGGAGGAUAUAUGCCACCAUUACGAUUUAAAGUCCUUACACUGGUUGUAGUGUUUGGUACUAUGCUUUGUGGCAUACUCAUACCAAAUGUGGAGACAAUUCUGGGUCUCACGGGUGCGACCAUGGGAAGUCUGAUUUGCUUAAUUUGCCCAGCUCUCAUCUAUAAGAAGAUCCACAAUAAAGGCCUUAAUUCUCAGUUUAUCCUGGGAGUAGGACUUGUGAUUCUGGUUAUCAGCACAUAUGCUACAUUGACAGUGACUGAGGAGCCAACAAAAAUCAAAUCGGAGCUGCAGGAGAGAGAGGAUCUAAAAGAGGAAAUGGUUGAACUUGAGCAAAUUCAUUCUGAAAUAUCAGAUAAAAAGCCAGCAAUGGAACAACCAGGCGAUGACAGGGAUAAACCCAAAUUGCCUCCCAAGAAGCCAGAAGAAGAGCAAAUUAAGGGACCCAUAGAGGUUCCUCAAAAAAAAGACACAAAGAAGCAAGAGGAAGUGCAGCUAGAUCGGCCUGAUCAAGGGGACAUUGCAGUACCUGUGGGAGAGGCCCAUAGACACGAGCCACCAGUGCCCCGAGAUGAGGUAGCUGUAGAUGAGAAUAAAGACCAGGAAGAAAGAGAGGAGAAAAAAGAAUCAGUGGUGGACAUUGACAGUACUGAAAAGAAGGAUAAGCAACAGAUAAAAUUGGAAAACGAGCUAGAAAUGAAGGACCAGGCUGAGGUCAACAAGAGAAUAAAUGAGCCUUUGCCACAGAACCCACCAAAAGAGGUGGAUGAUCCAAAUAAGCAGCAGCUGGAAAAUCCUCCCACCCCAAGAUUAAAGGAGCAGCCUCAAUUCAAGGACCUGGAAGGCAUCAGGAAGAUUGUGGAUGUUCCCGUGGAAAUCAAGAAAAAUACAGAGAUUGCAGAAAAGAGAGACAAUAAUUUUGCCAAUCCUGCAAAGGCCAUAGAGAAUCCACCCAUUAAAGAUGAGAAGAAUGAGCAAGAACCCCAUGAAGAACCUAAAGCAGGAGAUAACCAAGCAGAAGCUGGGAAGGCAGAGCUGCUGGACCAUGCUUUUUUACUACAAGUCAUCAAGGAGCAGCAGGUGCAGCAAAAGCGUUUGUUGGAUCAGCAGGAAAAACUCCUGGAAGUAAUAAAAGAACAGCACAUGGAAAUUCACCAACAGAAGGAGGAUGAAGAUCAGCAAGAUAAACUUGAAGGCAAUAUAGCAGACAAAAAUAAGGAGGAGCUGAAAGCAGAAGCCAGAGUGGCACAGAAGCCACUAGAGGGGGAGAAUGCAGAAGAAGUGAAAGCUGAAGUGGAUAAAUCUGCAGUAGAGGAGCCUGUGGUUGUGAUGGACAAAGAACAAAAUCCUGAUGUGAAUGAAGAGGUUAAGGGAAAUGUGCCAGAUGUCAAAAUGAAUGACAAUAAAAUCAAUGUAGAGGAAGUGAAAAUGGCAGUUUCAGCUGCCAAACAGCCCCAGUACACAAAAAAACAAUCUGUCCAGGAAAACUUUGUUCACCAACAAAGUGUUGACCGGUAUGCUAGUGAUAACCAUAAGCAGCAGGAGAAAGCUGUGGCUGCAAAUAUAGAUAAUGUUCUCCCAAAUGUUGGGCACAUCAUUCUGCAGGAAACUGCAAUCCACAAAGCUCCUGUAGCAGUACCAGGCCUACAGGAAAAGGUGGGAAAGGUAGCACUGCAGACUGAGCCAAAACAGAAACCUUUUAAAAUGGCUGGUGCAGGAGAGAAACUGCUUAGUGCUGUGCAAGAAGAAAAAAUACUGGUUCAGAAAGGAAAACAAAUACAGGAAGUGAAAGCUGAUAAGUUGAUACUGGAUCAUAAGCCAGUACCAGACCAUGGGCUGCAUGAAAAUAAAGAGGAAGCUGAUGCACCUGUAUUAGGCCUAAACCAAGCCAAUGACAUUAAGGUUGAAUCCAAGAAAGAACACAUUGAAAAGCCAAACGAUGGGGCUGCCCUAGAGCAUGAUGAGGGUAAGCAAAACCGAGAUCUGAAAGCACAGAAUGAUAUGGAUUUGAGAAGAAAAAAGAGAGAUGUGUCUAAGGUAGAGCAAGAAAAUGAUGGUGCACAGAUCAUAAGUUUCCAUCCUGUACCCAACCUAAAAGUAAACGAUCUGCGUGGUGCCCUUGAGGCGCGGCUCAAUCAGAUGGUUGAUGGAGGGUUACAGGUUGUUCAGAGCCGGCAAAUCAAACAGUUGUUAAAUGAGCAAAAGAAGAGAUGAGCACAAAGAAAACUGCUUGGAAUAAUUUUACCAGAGACCCCUGUACCACAUUGCAAAAAUGCCUGAAAUGUAUAAAGUUUCUGUAUAACAGCCGUUUAUUGUACAAACGGAACUAAGAAACAAACUAUGACUGGAACUGUAUUAAUUGUAUUUGUUACAGGAUCUUUUGAAAAUACUCGUCCUCCCUUUAAAAAUGUCCUGUUAAAUCAGUACUGCAAUUGUCUGGUAUUGCAGAGGUGGCUGCAAUUGCUGCCAGCCAGAAUAUUAUCCUUGGGGUGGAGAUCAGUUUGCAGCCAAGGGGCCGUUAUGGGAAAGCACAGUAUCAUAGACAGUGAAAGGAACAACCAUUAAUAUGCUUCAGUCAUAACAGGUCAGAAAUAGUAUUCUAUACAUAAACGUGGUCCUUGGGUUUGGAGCUAUAAAGAUUUUCUGCUGAUUGUGGCUUGUCAGCAUUUAGAACCAUAUCUGACAACUGUGGCUGGUUGGCAGACCUGAAAGAUAGGUGACUGCUAAUAUAUUAAAAAAAAAAAAAUUGAGAAACCUCAAUUUGACUAUACAUUUUUGAAAAAACAAAAUGUUUUUGGGCAUAACCCCCAAUUUAAAGUUGAUUCAAAGGAGAACUAUUACAAAAAAUGAAACUUUUAAUGUAAGCUUCAUCAUUCAUAAGAAACUUUCUAAAUAUGAUCAAUAAAAGAUUCUGUACGGUUUCUAAAAUAAUGAAGGUUCUUUUCACUAUCCCCCCUAUCAGCACCUGUCUCCAUUCUUUCUUCAUGCAGGACUUGGGUGUCAGAUUUUGAUUGAUAUUUAGAUCUAAUAUAUCUUGUUUGGGGGGGACCUCUUUUCCAGCACAUGUAUUAAUGCUAAAUCAACUGAUUCCAACACAAAGUCUAACAAACAACUGACUAUGGCACAAAUCCUGCAUGUAGAGUGAGGAUUUUUGGUGAUUUUUAAUAUAUCUCUUUAGGCAAAGGGAGCCCCCCCCCCCAAUAGUCUGUAUUAGGCGUAACUGUCAAUCAAAAUCGGACUCCUGACUCCUGCAUAAAGACAGACAGAUGCUAAGGGGGUAUAGCGAAGAGUAAUUAUUUCAGAAAUUAGUCCGAAUUUUAAUUAUAUUGAAAAAGAGAAUCAUAUUUCAUUAUGAUGAAGCUUGUAAUACAUUUUCAUAGUUUACAUUUUUCACGCUAGUUCCCCCUUGCUCUGUACGCACAGCAAGAAGUUACAGGUAUGUGAGCUCCAGGUAAAAGGUAUAUGAUUUUAGGCACUGGUGGGUGCCUUACAAAUUGGCACCUCCCAGAGUUUUGUAUAUUAAGGGGGUUAUUUAACUAAGGUCAAAUGUUAGAAAUUUUUAUACCUCGAAUGAACUCGCAACUCAAAUGAUUUCUUAUUUAAGAGAAAACUGGAAUGGAAAAAACUCAAAUCACCAAGUUCGAGUUGCCAAACCAGAAAACUCGAAUCAAGUUUUCAGUGGAAAAAAACUCAUUGCUCGAGAAUACCCUCCGAAAUAAACCCGAAUAUCUUGAAGGCUAUUAACAUCUUCAAAUUGUUCAAGGGACCUCUGCCAUUGACUCCUACAUGUACAGGUUUUAGAUGCUGUGUUUUCAGAUUCUAGCUAUUUUUAGGGUCGGGGUAUACAAAAUCUUGAAAUGUGAAUUUUUUUAACCAAAAAAUAACCACGAAAACUUGAAUCUCAUUGGAAAACACUACUCGAACCUUAAUAAAUAACCCCCUUAUUUUUCAGAAUAAUCAAAUUUUUAAUCUAUUUCUAAUUUCAGAGUGUGGUUUGACCCUGCAGUCACCUUCUUUUACUCUACUAGGACCAACUCUGGCAUUUUACAUGUCCGAUUUUUUUCCCUCCAAUACCUGAGGAUUUUUGCCUUUCACAUGUGCUUCUGGCUGGUCUACUCACUCAUGAUACUGAUAUUACCCUGUAUGAACUGCAUACAUCUGUGCAAUCUCUGCUACUCUGUGCCUUAAUGUUUGUAUAAUGCACACUGGACCAAUAAACCCUGCCAAUAUUUUGUAUUCUCAAA
Molecule: messenger RNA, 4869 nt
Organism: Xenopus laevis (African clawed frog)
Lineage: Eukaryota; Metazoa; Chordata; Amphibia; Anura; Pipidae
Product: putative sodium-coupled neutral amino acid transporter 10
Exons: 13
Coding region: 137-2839 (900 amino acids)
Source: RefSeq, a predicted model, not a curated record